This is a messenger RNA of Nerophis lumbriciformis (worm pipefish), 1326 nucleotides long. Lineage: Eukaryota; Metazoa; Chordata; Actinopteri; Syngnathiformes; Syngnathidae. The record is from RefSeq and is a predicted model, not a curated record.
AUGGACUCGCUAUUUGAACACUCCGUGCGUUUUCCCGCUGAGGGAGAGUGCGAAUGCGCGGACCCGGCGGAGCACGACGCUCUUCCGCAGAGGACGCACUUCUACCUCGGGGAGACAGUCCCUUUCCUUCUGCUACUGCGAAUGGGGACUUUAUUAAGGGAGAAGAGAAUGGACGACUUGUACGCUGUGGCGAGCGUAGGCGCGCAGCUCCGAAACAACCCGCUCGACUCGGAUAACAGCGUAGAAGAAGAAGAAGAAGAAGAAGAAGCGGAGGAGGACCAGAGAAGAAGUAGCGGUCGCCCAAACCGGAAGUUCGUCGACUGUAGUCCGCUUCUUCACCACAACAAUGCACGGAGAGUCACGGAACCAGUUAAGUCGACUCAGCUGUCAGAAGAACACUUCUCCUUCCGUCUUGAGGUCUCUUUGGACAAGCUUCCAACCGACACACUCCGAGCCAAGAUUGUCGUGAGCGUUUGGGAGCCAGAUGAAGAACUUUCGCAAGAAAGCUACCUCAGAGAAGACCUUGACAAAUUCCAAGUGGAAGUCAGCGCUAUGUUGAACAUCGUACCGCCCCCUAGUGUCGGGUGUCGACAGUUGAGCGUCGCAGGACAACAAUUGACUUUCCUCAAAGUGUUGAACGACAGCUCCAUAGAGGAUCUUUGCAUCACCAACGUGAGGAUCCUUCCCAACUACAACACGUCCUACCUUCCCAUGAUGCCCGACGGUUCGGUUCUUGUGGUAGACAACGUAUGCCACCAGUCGGCCGAGGUGACCAUGGCGUCAUUCUGCCGCGUGGAUGGAGCGCGCUCGCGCUUACCUAGCACGCUCGCCGCCCUGGAGGAGCACAACUUCCUGUUCCGGAUGCAUCUCCAGGAUAAAACCGACGACGAAUCCAGCGAGGGUUUGGAAGUGCCAUUGGUCGCCAUGUUACAAUGGCGCACGUCGACUCUGCCUCGGGAGAGGCUCCUGUCCACCGUUUACUCGCUGCCCAGUAUCCGCUUAAACCGUCCGGGCCUGGUGAUGAGCGCAUCAUGCCCGAGCGCCGUCCGAUACGGUGAGCGUUUCCGAGUCAAGUACACCCUGGUGAACAACCUGCGCCACUUCCCAUCCGUUCGGCUGCGCUGGGAUUCCGCGGGCGGGUCCGAAGCGGUGGUCUGCCAGUCCCCCUUCAAUAACCUGGGACGAUGCCAGAAGGGUUCCAGCGUUAUUUUCACCGUUGUCUUCCAGAUCCUUGCAACGGGACUUUUUGAGCUAAGCCAGCACAUGAAAAUGAAGCUCCAGUUUGCAGCGUCACCUGAGGAACGCCGAUCGUCAAACGUCAGGUAG